UGCCCUGGAGAGACCCUCUGUCCCCUGCUGCCCCCACCUCCCCUGGCCCAGACUUCUGCCCAUAAUGCCCAUCCCUGAGCAGCAGCCCUACCCAGGCUGGGCUCUGGGUGCCAGCUGGUUAUGGACAUGCCACCUGAGCCCAGGCCAGGAGCCCCUGGAUUCAUGAGGCUAUUUUAAGCACAUCUUGGCCAGCACUCCCCUGGCCCCCAGAAGCUCAGCUACUGGUCAUCUGCCACCGCCUAGAAUGCUGAUUGGCAGUUGGCUGGGGUGGGGGCUGGGAAAACACUGUUAUAAAGCUGGGAGUGUUAGGGAACAGCCGUCCCUGUCCAGAGUCCUCUGUAGUCCCUGCUGCCACCAUGGCCACCCACCGCCUCGUGAUGGUCCGGCACGGUGAGAGUACUUGGAAUCAGGAGAACCGUUUCUGUGGCUGGUUCGAUGCAGAGCUGAGUGAGAAGGGGGCUGAGGAGGCCAAGCGGGGAGCCAAGGCCAUCAAGGACGCCAAGAUAGAGUUUGACAUCUGCUACACGUCGGUGCUGAAGCGGGCCAUCCGCACCCUCUGGGCCAUCCUGGACAUCACGGACCAGAUGUGGCUGCCUGUGGUCCGCACUUGGCGCCUCAAUGAGCGGCACUACGGGGGCCUUACGGGUCUCAACAAGGCGGAAACAGCUGCCAAGCAUGGAGAAGAGCAGGUGAAGAUCUGGAGGCGCUCCUUCGACAUCCCACCGCCCCCCAUGGACGACAAACACCCCUACUACAACUCCAUUAGCAAGGAGCGUCGGUACGCAGGCUUGAAGCCUGGGGAACUGCCCACCUGCGAAAGCCUCAAGGACACCAUUGCUCGGGCCCUGCCCUUCUGGAAUGAGGAGAUCGUUCCCCAGAUCAAGGCUGGCAAGCGAGUGCUCAUCGCAGCCCAUGGGAACAGUCUGCGGGGCAUUGUCAAGCACCUGGAAGGGAUGUCAGACCAGGCGAUCAUGGAGCUGAACCUGCCCACAGGGAUCCCCAUUGUGUAUGAGCUGAACAACGAGCUGAAGCCCACCAAGCCCAUGCAGUUCCUGGGUGACGAGGAAACGGUGCGGAAGGCCAUGGAGGCUGUGGCUGCCCAGGGCAAGGCCAAGUGAGGGGUGGGCUUGGGCAAUAAAGGCACCUCCUCCCACA
This is a messenger RNA of Cebus imitator (Panamanian white-faced capuchin), 1155 nucleotides long. It is a transcript of the gene PGAM2, whose product is annotated as phosphoglycerate mutase 2. Bases 357 to 1118 code for a protein of 253 amino acids. The record is from RefSeq and is a predicted model, not a curated record. Gene Ontology annotation, biological process: glycolytic process. Gene Ontology annotation, molecular function: intramolecular phosphotransferase activity. The transcript has 3 exons. NCBI's taxonomy places the organism in Eukaryota, Metazoa, Chordata, Mammalia, Primates, Cebidae.